Molecule: messenger RNA, 756 nt
Organism: Alternaria arbusti
Lineage: Eukaryota; Fungi; Ascomycota; Dothideomycetes; Pleosporales; Pleosporaceae
Exons: 2
Coding region: 1-756 (251 amino acids)
Molecular function (GO): protein binding
Source: RefSeq, a predicted model, not a curated record
AUGGCGACACCAGCACCGUCCACUGACGACGUCGCGCAAAUCCCGGAGCCGAUCCCCUGUGCUUACCCACCCGCAAAACCACCAGCCCACGUCUACGACACCAUCAUUACCGUCGCAGUCGGACCCGAUGACGCCAAGAAAAAGUUCGAGAUCUAUCGGGGACUACUGUGUCACUUCUCAAGCUAUUUCGAUCGCAUGCUGAAUGGAUCGUUCCGGGAAGGCGGCUCGACCCAUCUUCGUCUCAGGGAUGUCGACGCCGAAACCUUCCACGUCUUCUACUAUUGGCUCAACUCCGGAAUUGUGGACUUCACCAACGGUGACGCAUCGACCCCAGCAAGCCGAAUUUGGAAGAACGCUAUUGAUGCCUACAUAUUCGCCGACUUUCAUCAAGCGCAAGUCUUCAAGAACGCUGUCUUCGAUUCUCUGUACCUCUUCACCGAAACAAGCAACAUCAUGUCAACUGGUGUUACAGAGAGCCUGUAUACCAACACAUGUGAGCAGGACGCUAUGAGAAAGUUCCUAGUAUAUUCAGCGGCCGCGACCUUCUCGUUUGAUGGCUUGAAACAGGGUGGAUUUGAAGAUUGCGCGAAGGAGUUCCUCCUUGAUGUCAUCCUUGCAUGUCGGGAGCGGAAAUUUGUGCCAGGUUUGUCAGAUAUCGAGGAGGUCACUUGGUGCACGGGUAUGCGCAAGAAUUUCUGCAAAGAAUACCAUAUACACGAAGAGAUGGAGGGUUCUCGAGAAAAAGGGAAGUCGUGA